AAUCUCGGUGAAGAUCACCUCCAACCCCGCUGUCCCCCAGGCGCUCUGGCAGGUGUCCGUCGCUCAGCCAAGCCUCGGCCUGGCCAGAUGGGGCCCUGGAAGCCAGGAGACACCCUCGGGAGGAUUGGGGUCGACCCCGGGUGCUCGGGCGGAAGGCAGCCGGGGUCACCAGGGCGCCGCCGGCGCCCGGUCUCGCUGUCGCCCGCGUGUUUACCGGUUGCCCCGGGAGACGCGCCACCCGCUCCCCGCGCCGCAGCCUUGCUCUGGAGUCGGGCCGUGCGCGCCUCGGGCUCGGGUCGGCAUGAGCCGGGGAGCAUCCUCCGGCCGCCCCAGGCGCCUGGACCCGACCGGCGAUGACUCGUCGCCCGCGCCCGAGGAAAUUUACGACCAUCUCCUGGAAGCCCCAGCCACUCGGGAGCAAUUAAACCACUAUCGGAAUGUGGCCGAAAACGCCCGAAGUGAACUUGCAGCCACUUUGGUCAAAUUUGAAUGUGCUCAGUCCGAGCUUCGAGACCUCCGGUCCAAAAUGCUUUCUAAAGAAGCUUCCUGUCAGGAACUGAAAGCCGAGAUGGAGAACUACAAAGAGAACAACGCGAGGAAGGCCUCCCUCCUCAGCUCGCUGAGAGACAGGGUGCAGGAGCUGGAAGAUGAAUCGGCAGCCCUGUCCGCUUCCAAAAUGAGGACCGAAAUCACGGCUCAUGCCGCAAUCAAGGACAACCAGGAGCUAAAGAGGAAGGUUGUAGAACUAGACGAGGAAUUACAAAAGCGUGUAAAGGAAAACGAGGAGAAUAAGAAUCAAAUGUCGAAGAAUUGCAAGGAACAUGAGGAAUUUCUAGCUCGUCUUCGGGACUGCUUAGAUCCAGAUAAGAAGAAUGAAAAGAUAUCAGAUGAAGAUUUAAUUCUAAAGCUCAGGGAGCUGGGCAUGGAAAAUACGUCUCUGAAAGGACAACUUGUUACUCUUGAAGAGACCGUGAAUGUCCAUGAGAUGGAGGCAAAAGCCAGCCGAGAGACGAUCAUGAGGCUGGUUUCCCAAGUGAACAGAGAGCAGAAGAGAGCCGCCUCCUGCGCCGAGGAGAGAGACAGGCUGCACCAGGACUUGCUCAGUGCUGUAGAGGCAAAGGAAGCUCUGGAAAGGGAAGUUCAGAUCUUCCGAGAAAGGCUGCUUGCAGGCCAGCGGGCCUGGGAUGCUUCGAAGCAGCAGCUGAGCCUCUUGAAGAAAGACUCUUGCGAGUUGGAGAGAAGUUUGAAGGCCAGUCUGGAGGCGGCCGCAGCCUCGCAAAGCCAGCACACCUCGUUUAGGGAGAAAAUUGCAGACCUCCUUAGGGGCAGCUUGGGCAUGAUUGGGUCCACAGAGGAGGCCAUUCUGGAGAAGAUUCGAGAAAUGGACAGCCAGGAAGAGAGCCAGAAAAGGAUGGUUUCCCAGCUUGAAGCCCAAAUAUCUGAGCUUGUUAAACAGUUGGAAAAUGAGUCUGGGUUUCACCAGAAAGCCCUGCAGAGAGCUCAGAAAGCUGAGCACAAGCUGGAGGCCCUUCAGGGUCAGCUGACACACCUGGAGGGGGAGCUGGUGUCCGGAGAUGUUUUGCGAGACAACCUGAGUUUUGAGAAGCAAAAGUAUCUUAAAUUUCUGGACCAGCUCUCAGAGAAAAUGAAAUUGGACCAGAUGGCUGCUGAACUUGGUUUUGACAUGCGGCUAGAUGUAGUUUUAGCUCGUGCAGAGCAGCUGGUACGCCUCGAGAGCAAUGCCGUCAUUGAAAAUAAGACCAUCGCCCACAAUUUACAGAGAAAGCUCAAGACCCAGAAAGACAGACUGGAGAGCAAAGAACUGCACUUGAACCUCCUCCGGCAGAAGAUAGCGCAGCUGGAAGAAGAGAAGCGGCUGCGGACGGGCCUGGCUGUGGAGAGGGACGAGGCCAGUGCCGCCACACGGAAGUUACAGAAGCAGGUGGAGAGGCUGCAGAAGGACCUGAGCGCGUGCCGGGAAUCGAACACUGAGCUCAAAGCCAAACUGGCUGACACCCAUGAGCUUAAGGCAAGUGCUCGGCUUCGCUCCCUUGUUGCUUUGCGCUGGUCACCGUACACGCUUCUGCGAAAGAGUGCCGGCCCCACCGUGGACACGCCAGAAAAAAGAGGAAACCUUCCGCUGGUUUUCUAG
Molecule: messenger RNA, 2152 nt
Organism: Myotis daubentonii (Daubenton's bat)
Lineage: Eukaryota; Metazoa; Chordata; Mammalia; Chiroptera; Vespertilionidae
Gene: CCDC170
Product: coiled-coil domain containing 170
Biological process (GO): microtubule cytoskeleton organization
Cellular component (GO): Golgi apparatus
Molecular function (GO): microtubule binding
Source: RefSeq, a predicted model, not a curated record